AUGGCACCUGGCAGGCUCAUUGAACGUCAGGAGGUUGUGGUGCUGCUCGUGGAGGUAGUACUGGAGGUGGUGCGCGUGGUGCUCGUACUAGUCGAACUGCUGCUGCUCGUACUUGUCGAGGUGGAUGAUGUCGACGUCGUGCUUGAGCUGCUAGACGACGUACUACUGGUGCUCGUGGACGUCGUGCUGGAACUACUGCUGGAGGUACUGGUGCUGCUUGUGGAUGUUGAAGUCGUGGACGUCGUUGUGCUGGAUGAAGAUGAGGAGGAUGUGCUAGUACUGCUCGUGGUUGUUGUACUAGUUGUAGUGCUGCUCGAGCUGCUGCUGCUUGUGCUGCUGGAGGUGGUGGAUGUGGAUGUGGUCGACGUUGAUGUGGUGCUCGAAGUGGAUGAGGAAGUGCUCGUGGUGCUUGUGGAAGUGGUGCUGGAGGUAGUGGUGGAAGUUGAUGAGGACGUGCUGGUGGUGCUUGUCGACGUUGUGCUUGAGGUGGUGCGCGUGGUGCUCGUACUGGUCGAACUGCUGCUGCUCGUACUUGUCGAGGUGGAUGACGUGGAACUCGUGCUUGAGCUGCUGGACGAAGUGCUGCUGGUGCUCGUGGAUGUUGUGCUGGAACUGCUGCUGGAGGUGCUAGUGCUGGUUGUGCUGCUACUACUUGUCGUAGUCGAUGUAGUGGUUGAAGUUGAUGAGGAUGUGCUGGUGGUGCUCGUCGACGUUGUGCUGGAGGUGGUGCGCGUGGUGCUCGUACUACUCGAACUACUGCUGCUCGUACUUGUCGAUGUGGAUGACGUGGAACUCGUGCUUGAGCUGCUGGACGAAGUGCUGCUGGUGCUCGUGGAUGUUGUACUGGAACUGCUGCUGGAGGUGCUAGUGCUGGUUGUGCUGCUGCUACUUGUCGAUGUGGAUGUCGUCGACGUUGAUGUAGUGGUUGAACUUGAUGAGGAGGUUGUGGUGGUGCUUGUGGAGGUCGUGCUGGAGGUGGUGCGCGUGGUGCUCGAACUAGUCGAACUGCUGCUGCUUGUACUUGUCGACGUGGAUGACGUGGAACUCGUGCUUGAACUGCUGGACGAAGUGCUGCUGGUGCUUGUAGAUGUCGUGCUGGAACUGCUGCUGGAGGUGCUAGUGCUGGUGGUGCUGCUGCUGCUUGUUGAUGUGGAUGUCGUCGAGGUUGAUGUAGUGGUUGAACUUGAUGAGGAGGUUGUGGUGCUACUCGUGGAGGUAGUACUGGAGGUGGUGCGCGUGGUGCUCGUACUAGUCGAACUGCUGCUGCUCGUACUUGUCGAGGUGGAUGAUGUCGACGUCGUGCUUGAGCUGCUAGACGACGUACUACUGGUGCUCGUGGACGUCGUGCUGGAACUACUGCUGGAGGUACUGGUGCUGCUUGUGGAUGUUGAAGUCGUGGACGUCGUUGUGCUGGAUGAAGAUGAGGAGGAUGUGCUAGUACUGCUCGUGGUUGUUGUACUAGUUGUAGUGCUGCUCGAGCUGCUGCUGCUUGUGCUGCUGGAGGUGGUGGAUGUGGAUGUGGUCGACGUUGAUGUGGUGCUCGAAGUGGAUGAGGAAGUGCUCGUGGUGCUUGUGGAAGUGGUGCUGGAGGUAGUUCGAGUAGUGCUUGUACUGGUCGAACUGCUGCUGCUCGUACUCGUUGAUGUGGAUGAUGUGGAACUCGUGCUUGAGCUGCUAGAGGAAGUGCUACUGGUGCUUGUGGAUGUCGUGCUGGAGCUGCUGCUGGAGGUGCUAGUGCUGGUCGAGGUGCUGCUGCUGGUGCUAGUUGACGUGGAUGAAGUUGAUGUCGUGCUUGAGCUGGUGGAUGAAGUGCUACUAGUGCUCGUGGAUGUGGUGCUGGAACUGCUGCUGGAGGUGCUGGUGCUGGUUGUGCUGCUGCUACUUGUCGUAGUUGAGGUAGUGGUGGAAGUUGAUGAGGAUGUGCUGGUGGUGCUCGUUGACGUUGUGCUUGAGGUGGUGCGUGUGGUGCUCGUACUGGUCGAACUGCUGCUGCUCGUACUUGUCGAGGUGGAUGACGUGGAAGUAGUGCUUGAGCUGGAGGUAGAGGAGCUGCUUGUGCUAGAGGAUGUGGUGCUCGAACUGCUGCUGGAGGUACUUGUACUGGUCGAAGUACUACUGCUUGUUGAUGUUGUUGUCGUAGAAGUAGACGUGGUGGAUGAAGAAGAUGUAGAUGUGCUCGUACUACUGGUGGAUGAGGUGCUCGUUGUGGUGCUGCUCGAACUGCUGCUGGUUGUGCUGGUUGAUGUUGUUGACGUUGAUGUGGUGCUGGAGGUAGACGAUGAACUUGACGUGGUACUUGUAGAUGUUGUGGUGGACGUGGUGAAAGUUGUGCUCGAACUGCUUGUGCUCGACGAUGUAGUUGAGCUUGAGGUGGUGCUGGAGCUGCUGGAGGAAGUGCUACUGGUGCUCGAGGAGGAUGUGCUGGAACUGCUGCUGGAGCUACUGGUGCUUGUCGAGCUGCUGCUGCUCGUGGAUGUUGAGGUGGUCGACGACGAGGUCGUGGAUGUAGUUGAUGACGAUGAGCUUGUGGUGCUCGUGGAUGUGGUGCUGCUGGUGGAGCUGGUGGAACUGCUACUCGUCGAGCUCGAUGAAGAACUCGAUGUCGAUGUUGUCGUGGAGGUCGAUGACGACGUGCUUGUAGUGCUCGUCGAAGAUGUUGUGGAGGUAGUGUGCGUGGUGCUUGUACUUGUCGAGCUGCUGCUGCUGGUGCUCGUUGAUGUGGUUGACGUUGAGGUCGUACUCGACGACGAUGAAGAAGUGCUUGUCGAGCUCGUUGAUGUGGUACUGGACGUGGUGCUAGUCGAGCUACUGCUGCUCGAGCUACUUGUUGUCGUCGAAGUUGAUGUGCUGCUCGAUGUGCUUGUUGAGCUGGAUGAAGUGCUAGUCGAGGUUGUGCUGGUGGAAGUGCUGGUCGAGCUGCUGCUGCUCGUGGAUGUUGAGGUGGUCGACGACGAGGUCGUGGAUGUAGUUGAUGACGAUGAGCUCGUGGUGCUCGUGGAUGUGGUGCUGCUGGUGGAGCUGGUGGAACUGCUACUCGUCGAGCUCGAUGAAGAACUCGAUGUCGAUGUUGUUGUGGAGGUCGAUGACGACGUGCUUGUAGUGCUCGUCGAAGAUGUUGUGGAGGUAGUGUGUGUGGUGCUUGUACUUGUCGAGCUGCUGCUGCUGGUGCUCGUUGAUGUGGUUGACGUUGAGGUCGUACUCGACGACGAUGAAGAAGUGCUUGUCGAGCUCGUUGAUGUGGUACUGGACGUAGUGCUAGUCGAGCUACUGCUGCUCGAGCUACUUGUUGUCGUCGAAGUUGAUGUGCUGCUCGAUGUGCUUGUUGAGCUGGAUGUAGUGCUAGUCGAGGUUGUACUGGUGGAAGUGCUGGUCGAGCUGCUGCUGCUCGUGGAUGUUGAGGUGGUCGACGACGAGGUCGUGGAUGUAGUUGAUGACGAUGAGCUUGUGGUGCUCGUGGAUGUGGUGCUGCUGGUGGAGCUGGUGGAACUGCUACUCGUCGAGCUCGAUGAAGAACUCGAUGUCGAUGUUGUCGUGGAGGUCGAUGACGACGUGCUUGUAGUGCUUGUCGAAGAUGUUGUGGAGGUAGUGCCAGUCGUGCUUGUGCUUGUCGAGCUGCUGCUGCUAGUGCUUGUUGAUGUGGUUGUCAUUGAGGUCGUACUCGAAGACGACGAAGAACUGCUCGAGCUGCUGCUGCUUGUGCUGCUGGAGGUUGUGGAUGUGGAUGUGGUCGACGUGGAUGUCGUGCUCGAAGUGGAUGAGGAACUGCUGGUGGUGCUUGUGGAAGUGGUGCUGGAAGUAGUUCGAGUAGUGCUAGUACUAGUCGAGCUGCUGCUGCUCGUGCUUGUUGAGGUGGAUGACGAGGAAGUGGUGCUUGAGCUGCUAGAAGAAGUGCUACUGGUGCUUGUGGAUGUUGUACUGGAGCUGCUGCUCGAGGUACUAGUGCUGGUCGAACUGCUGCUGCUCGAAGAUGUAGAAGUGGUUGUCGAAGUUGUGAUGGUUGAAGUUGUUGUCGUGGAUGUGGAUGAAGACGUACUGGAGGUGCUCGUCGAAGACGUUGUGGAGGUAGUCAUGGUGGUGCUUGUACUGGUCGAGCUGCUGCUGCUGGUGCUCGUUGAUGUAGACGAUGUUGAGGUAGUGCUGGAAGACGAUGAGGAAGUGCUUGUCGAGCUCGUUGACGUGCUGCUCGACGUGCUUGUUGAGCUGGAUGUAGUGCUAGUCGACGUCGUGCUGGUGGAAGUGCUGGUCGAGCUGGUGCUGCUUGUGCUGGUUGCCGUUGUUGAAGUUGAGGAAGUGCUGGAGGUGGAUGAAGAACUUGAUGUUGUACUGGUGGAGGUGGUAGAUGUAGAAGAAGAUACUGAAGUCGUGCUCGAGAUGCUCGUGGAUGUUGUGCUAGUCGUGGUACUUGUCGAGACAGUGCUGCUUGUGCUUGUUGAUGUGACUGAUGUGGUUGAGGAUAACGAGGUGGUGCUGGUAACACUCGUCUGUGUUGUGCUGAUUGUGGUGCUGGUCGAGCCCGUGCUAGUCGUGCUUGUUGUUGUGGCUGAUGUCGUUGAGGAUAACGAGGUCGUGCUUGUAGCACUGAUGGUGGUGCUAGAUGAGAUGCUGCUACUUGUGCUUGUUGUCGUGGCUGAUGUGGUUGACGACAACGAGGUGGUGCUCGUAGCACUAAUGGUCGUGCUAGUCGAGAUACUGCUACUUGUGCUUGUCUCCGUGGCUGAUGUGGUUGAGGAUAACGAGGUCGUGCUCGUCACACUCGUCUGCGUAGUGCUGAUGGUGGUGCUGGUCGAGACGGUGCUAGUCGUGCUCGUUGUUGUCGCUGAUGUGGUUGAGGAUAACGAGGUCGUGCUCGUCACGCUCGUCUGUGUUGUGCUAAUGGUGGUGCUGGUCGAGCCAGUGCUGCUUGUGGAUGUCGUUGUUACAGUUGUGGUUGUUGCUCCUUGUAGUCGCCUGCCAAAUCCGUGGAUGCUCUCCUGCCAGUUGAGAGAACUGUUGUGGAUGCCAAACACACACAUGCACAUGCGCGGAUGUCCUGAUCUGCUUUUGGCAACUGCGAUGUCAGGCUCUGCCACCGCAGUUGUCUUGUGCUCAUGUCCUGCAGGCUUGGGCGAGAAGAAUAGCUAG
Messenger RNA from Symbiodinium sp. CCMP2592, 5121 nucleotides. Lineage: Eukaryota; Dinophyceae; Suessiales; Symbiodiniaceae. The record is from the annotation of a GenBank genome assembly.